Molecule: messenger RNA, 1665 nt
Organism: Raphanus sativus (radish)
Lineage: Eukaryota; Viridiplantae; Streptophyta; Magnoliopsida; Brassicales; Brassicaceae
Product: dof zinc finger protein DOF1.4
Exons: 2
Coding region: 83-1090 (335 amino acids)
Biological process (GO): regulation of DNA-templated transcription
Molecular function (GO): DNA binding; DNA-binding transcription factor activity
Source: RefSeq, a predicted model, not a curated record
UCAGAACGAUUCUCUUUUUAAAGUGAAGAAGUCGAGAAACAAAUAAAGAAAACAAAAUCAAAAGAGCUUAAUCAAGAAAGAUAUGUUUCGCAACUGUGACCAGAAGAACAAGAUGCCUAUCAUCAGCUCUCCCAAUACCAAUCCACUGGCUAGUAUGCAGAGCAAGAACAUGAUCGUGGCUCCCUCUCAUCAGCAGCAGCAACAACAACAACAACAACAACAACAGCAGCAGCAGCCGCAUCCACCGCAACUUAAAUGCCCUCGUUGCGAUUCAUCAAACACAAAGUUCUGUUACUACAACAACUACAGCCUCUCUCAGCCGCGGUACUUUUGCAAGGCUUGCAAGAGGUAUUGGACACGAGGUGGGACCCUCCGGAACGUCCCCGUAGGCGGUAGCUACCGGAAGAACAAACGUGUGAAGCGACCAGCAACCUCAACCGCUACCUCCACGGCCUCGGCGACGACUUCUUCAUCCCCUAAUAACCCUCAUCAUCAGAUCUCCCAAUUCUCAUCCAUGAAUCAUCAUCCUUUGUUCUAUGGUUUAUCAGAUCAUGUGAGUUCUUGUAAUAACCUUCCAAUGAUUCCUAGCCGUCUCAGGGAUUCUUCAAAGACUUCUACAAGUGGUUUAGAGAGUGAGUUUCUCUCAUCUGGUUUUAGUGGUCUUGGCGCCCUUGGAUUAGGGUUUCCACAUCAUAUGAGUCAUGACCACACAAUUAAUGGUAGCUUCAUCAACAACUCUACAACAAACAAACCAUUUCUUCUCUCGGGUCUAUUCGGGUCAUUCGUAUCUUCAUCUUCCUCUACUCUUCUCCAGUCUCCACACAAGCCCAUUAACAACGGUGGUGAGAUGAUGGGACAGUCCCAUCUACAAACCCUAGCAUCGCUUCAACACGUUGGAGGUAACAACGACGAUAUGAACAAAGAAAGGAAGCUUGAUCAGAUCUCUGGGAACAUUAAUGGGUUCAUGUCAUCAUCAUCUCUAGAUCCUUCAAACUACAACAGCAUAUGGAAUAAUGCAAGUGCUGUCAAUGGAGCGUGUCUUGAUCAGACAAACAAUGACAUUGGAUCCUCCCUUACCUCCUUGAUAUAAACCAGAACCUAUUGGUUAUAUAGGAUCUAUAACUAAUUAGGGUUUCAUCUUCAUCACUUUUUUUUUUCUCUUUCUGUUUUGAGAUGAGAGAAGAAGCUUGGAUCAGAGAGAUAAAAUCAGGGGCAGUGUUGAUCUUAGCCACUAUAAAGCUCCCUCGGAUCCUCUUCAUCUCACCAUCUCCAUCAUCUUGUUCAAGAAAACAAAAGAGGCUCAGGAUUGAUUCAAGGUUUACUCUGUUCGACUGCUAAGUUUACUUAAGGUAAAUUAUUAGUGUAUGUAUGUACUCUGGUCCUGAAUUUCAUCAUCUUUUCCAUAUGUAGUUCUAAGGUCCAUCACAUGGGCUGAUGUUUUUUUUUCUUAUUGGGGUUUGGGGGUAUAUUUGAGUUUCUCAUGGGGUCCGAGAACUCAAUUAUUUUUUAACUUUCAUAUAUUUUUGUAGUUUCACAUUUCUUUUUUGGGUGGCUUUCAUUGGGUAUACAAACAGAGGGAUGGGUGUGGUUUUGUGUUGUUAUAACUUUGGUUAUCCAUGUAUCAUGUAUGAGUUAUGUUACGAGUUGUGACUGUUCUUCUGGAUA